CACAGCCACAUCAUCCGUCAUCUACAGAACCCUGAACCACCGCAGUGUAGUCGCUCAAAUCAUGCCCGCCUAUCACUCAUCUUUCAAUGAAGAGCCCGACAUGCGUCUUGCAGGCAAUAUGGCUAUCCUACCCAUCAAGACCAAACUGCGCGGCCCCGCUCCCAAUGCGGACCCAGACACGCCAGACAUCAUAGACGAAACUCUCGACCUCUUCCGUGCCAACUCCCUGUUCCGCAACUUUGAGAUCAAAGGUCCCGCAGACCGCACCCUCAUCGUCCUCAUCCUCUACAUAUCCGAUUGCCUCGCCAAGAUCGGCUCGAACCGCACAGUACCGACGCAAAUCGAGGCGGGGAAAUUCCUCAACACGCUUUCCGUCGACAACUUCGCUAUCCCUGGCGAUGCCAACUUUGCUUUGAACGCACACUACGCGCCCCCGUCUAGCCGGCAGGAAGCGGAUGCACUGCGCCAAUACCUUGUUCAAGUACGCCAGGAACUGGCUUCCCGCCUGGUGGAACGGCUCUACGCGGAUGGAACCGGGAAGCCGAGCAAAUGGUGGAUGUCGUUCCAGAAGAGGCGGUUCAUGAACAGGAGCUUGGCGUGAACGGGACGUUGUAUGACAGACAACGCAUGUAUAUCAUCAUAAUCGCGGAGCCAUUACAAGGUUACAAUCGUAAAGUGACUAGCCUCAUUUGCGC
Messenger RNA from Mycena citricolor, 695 nucleotides. The record is from the annotation of a GenBank genome assembly. NCBI's taxonomy places the organism in Eukaryota, Fungi, Basidiomycota, Agaricomycetes, Agaricales, Mycenaceae.